UUUAUCAUUCAUUUAUUUCUAUCUAUUGGUUAUAGAUUUUGUAAUUUUGAUUGCAAAGUUUUUUUUGUGAAUAUUUCCAGUUAAUUAAAUGAGCCAAAAACUUGCUACAAAAUUUGAAAAUGAUGUCAACAAAUCAUUACUUUUUUCAGAAAGUGAAAGUGAACAUGAAUAUACUGAUAUUUUUGAAGAUAAUAGAACUGGUAAAAUUCUUGCCAACGUAUCUUUUGAAGAUGGAGAGUCUAAAUCUGCUAGCGACGAUGAAAUUGUUGCUUACACUGGAGACAUAGAAACUUAUAUAGGCUCUAAUAAUGAGGAGAGUGACUGUGAUGUUCAUAGUUUGCUUGAUGAGCAGCUAAUCGAUUUUACAUCAGAAGGCAAUGUGCAUGAUAAAGUACACGAAACUGUCAUAGAUUCUGACCAGAAUGUUCAGGAGUCUUUAAGUCGUGAAUCUAAAGAAAUAAAUAUUUCAGAAACUGCUCUUAAGUUAUUAGAUAUUAAAAGUGAAAAGAAUUUGAGACCAGGUAAACCUGUACUUGUUAAGUCAAAUGAAAGUUUAGUUGUUUCAGAUGCUAUUGAACAAUCUAAGAAUGAUCAUAAACUAAUAUCAAAAUUAGAAGAUGUUUCAGAAAAGAAGUCUCUUGAAAGUUUUGAUCCACUUUCAACUAAAAAACUAAAUGAAAAUUCCCCAAGUAACAAUUCUUCUAAAAUUUCUGACAAGCAAAGUAAUGUAACACGCUCUAGUAGAAAGCGAACUCGGCAUCGUAUUUAUUUGGAUGAUCCAGAUAUUCAUCAACUAAUUAUUGAACAAGUUGAUUUACUUCGGCGUAAAAUUGCUGCCAUAGAAUCUAAACAAGUUAUGAAGUCCUCUACUUUUCAUUCCCAAUCAAAUCAAACCACACUACCUAACAAUUUUUUUCGCAAUAAAACAAAAAAUGAUAUUCCAUUAAAUCCAGUGCCAGCAAAUAUAUCAACACCAAAGUUUCAAAAUGCUCAACAAAAUCUUUCAGUGCAGUUCAAAGGACAGAAAAAUAGGAAAGGUCAAAAUUUGAUUUCACGAAUUCGCAAUCAAAAUUUUGGGUCAGAAGAUGAUGAUGAAUAUACAGAAAGAAUGGCAAAGGCUUUACAUGAUAGAAACAGUUCUUAUGAGAUUUGUCCUGAUUGUGGUGAAUAUCACUCACAGAAUGAGGAUGAUGAUGAUGAUGAUGUAUGUCCUGACUGUGGUGUGCGUCAUAAUCCAUACCAGCAUUCUCCCAUAAAAAAUGGCGUUCAGAAAAGAUUGGAUGACAAAAAUUGCAUUAAAACUAACAUUAGAUCUGGUAAUCGUUAUCAGCAAAUAAUGAGUGAACAGCAUCCUAGAGAUGAAAUGGAGGACAAUUUACCUAGUAUUGAGGGUCCUUUAAGCAUUGAACAACUUUCGUCAGGAUAUCGAUACAAAUUAAAGUAUUUAGGAUCUUGUCAAGUUAUUACAAAACAUCCUGUUACCAAGGAAACAAGACUGCAGCAAGCACAAGAUGCAUACAAACGAAUCAAGGCACAAGAUGACGAUGAAGAAGAUGCUAGUACAAACGUUGAUAUGUGUAUAUCAUUAGAACGAAUUAAAAUUAUCAAUAAGGAUACAAAGUUUGAAGAUGUAAUGAUGGACCAUGCGUUACGUACAAUUUGUUUUAUUUGUGAUAUGGGGAAGAUUUUAGUUUUAAUGGCACGCCGAUUGACAAGUGAGAAUUCUACAGACAUUAGUUUUGAAGAGGGUCAACCAUUGAACUUGGGAAAUAUAAUUGGUGAUCGUGAAAAAAAAUCAUCUAAAAAUAUAUGUCAUGUAUUUAAGGGAGUAGAAGAUACAUCAACUAUAGCAAAAGCAAUUGGUCAAGCAUUCAAUAUUGCAUAUAGACAAUUCUUAAAGAGUUCAGGUAUUGCACACGAGCUUGUUGAGGAAGCAGAAUACUCUCAUGUGCUAGAAUCACAAAUAAUAGUUGGUCAAGAUCUUGAAAAUCUUACGAAUGAAUCUGCUGUUAGGGAGGUAGUUGUUGUUAAGAAAGUUGGUGAUCCCCUUGGUAUUAUGCUAUUAGAAUCAGGAUGGGGAUCAAUGUUACCAACUGUCUUUGUUGCGCAUAUAGCUAAUUACUCUGCUACUGCUCAAUGUCAAAAAAUAUCUGUUGGGGAUCAUAUACUUGCUUGUGAUGGAACAAGUUUAGUAGGGUUAUCAUUAUCUGAAUGUACUACCAUUUUAAAGAAUUGUCGAAAUAGUAAUAAAGUAACAUUUCGUGUUGUUACAUGUCCUACAGUAGUGGAUGUUGUUUUACUACGACCUGAUGUUAAGUAUCAAUUAGGAUUCAGUGUUCAAGAAGGCACAAUUUGCAGUAUGUUGCGUGGUGGUAUAGCUGAAAGAGCAGGAGUACGUGUUGGUCAUCGCAUUAUAGAGAUUAAUGGGGAUAGUGUUGUUGCGAAGUCUCAUCAAUAUAUUGUAGAUAUACUUGCUUACACAAUUGGAUCAAUAAGCAUGAAGACUAUGCCUAUAGCUUUGUACAGACUUAUGGUAGGAGAAGAGUUGCCGCAACAUGUUUGAUUAAGUCAUAGAUUGUGCUAUGUGGUAAUUGAAUGGUUAAAAACUUACCUAUCUAUGACAUGGCAAAAAAUCUAUUAUAAUCUCUUCUCGAAUAUUUUUCUAAUAAUGUUUGCUUUAAGGUGGUUACGAAAAUAAUUUCUUUCCUGAAAUUAUGAUGAACAAUUAUAAAUAAAUAUAAUAAUGAUGAUGAACAAUAUAAAUCUAUAUCAAAAAUAAAAAAAUAUUUCAAUUCAUAUUUUAAUCAUGUUUUUUACUCAUGUUUACUUAAGCCUACUGCCUGCUUUUAAUUACGUUAUUAUUUUACAAUAAUAACGUAAAUCUUUUUCCAAAUUAUUUUUUUUAAAUAUUCUUGCUCAUUUAUUUAUAAAUUUGCUGGGUGCAAACGAUGAUUUUUAAUGAUAAAAGCUUAACUAAAAUAAUGCAUGAGUUACAAGUAUACACAGAAAUAUAUCACGUGAAAAAGCGUUAAACUUUGCUUAUAAGUACAUAUUUGCACACAAAAGAAAGUAACCACCUUAAAACAAUUUGUUUGUUGCUGUUAUUCUAUUUUAUAUAUUUUUGUUCUUUUUUAUUUAAAAAAGUUUUUUUUUUUUAGUUUAGUUUUGAACAUAUUGUUUUAUAUGCAAAUAAAAGCUGAAUUUUUUUUUUUUUUUUAUAAUUUUUUUUUUAUAUUUUUGUAACCAUGACGUUACUGUUUUUAAUCAUUUUAUAAAUGCUGGAGAUUCAUGUUAUCAAUAUCGCUCAUGGUUUUCAAUAUAGAAAAAUUUUGUUUUUAAUGAUUAUACCUAUAUUUGUUUAACAGAAUGUAUUUAUCAAAUGUUUAUUUAAAUUUUUUUCUGUAACUUUAAUUUAUAAUUAAAAAAAAAAUCUUUUUA
Messenger RNA from Hydra vulgaris (swiftwater hydra), 3438 nucleotides. RefSeq names its product amyloid-beta A4 precursor protein-binding family A member 2. The record is from RefSeq and is a predicted model, not a curated record. Gene Ontology annotation, molecular function: protein binding. Lineage: Eukaryota; Metazoa; Cnidaria; Hydrozoa; Anthoathecata; Hydridae. Gene Ontology annotation, cellular component: dendritic spine; cytoplasm; plasma membrane. Gene Ontology annotation, biological process: chemical synaptic transmission.